ACAUUCUUUUUAAAUUUCGAAACGAGUGCCACUUGAGACUGUUGCUUUCCAGUAAAAAUCCUUUCUCUUAUACUUUUGAGUUGUACAAUUAUAUUCUCACUUGACCCUAAACACUCAUCCACCCUGGUCUCAAAGCCGAAAUGUUGCCUGCUAUCUACACCUGAUAUUUUAUCAAUAAUUAAUGCGGAGCGGAUAGUGGCAGUUAAAACCAAAAGCAUAACCAUGUCUGAGCCAAUGGAUCUUGAUGCAGUGGCAGAGGCAUCAAGAGGUACAAAAAGAAAAGCUGAAAAUGAACUCCCAGAAGUCACCGCCCCAAGGCGUAUCAAGGCGAGUCUUAGGAACUCCCAAUAUAAUAUAACUGUAUGCUGAUUAUUAUAUAGGCGUUGGAUCCCGAUGUAGUCAAUAAGAUUGCAGCAGGCGAGAUUAUCGUAGCUCCAGUACAUGCGCUUAAAGAACUCAUUGAGAAUGCCGUUGAUGCGGGCUCAACAUCUAUUGAAGUACUUGUCAAAGAUGGUGGUUUGAAGUUAUUACAAAUCACUGACAAUGGACAUGGAAUUAAUGUAUGUCUCAAAUUUCCUUUAAAGCUUUUUCUGUACACGAGCUAAGUAUUUUAGAAAGAAGAUAUGGCAAUUUUAUGUGAACGGUUUACAACCUCCAAGCUCAAGCAAUUUGAAGACUUGACGUCGAUUGGUACUUACGGUUUUCGUGGAGAAGCUUUAGCCAGUAUUAGUCAUAUUGCACAUCUCACUGUCACAACGAGGACGAAAGAUUCUAAUUGUGCUUUCAGAGCACAUUAUGAUAGUGGUCGUUUGAUACCUGCAAAGCCUGGUCAAGGUUCGGAUCCAAAGCCUAUUGCUGGUCGUCCUGGUACACAAAUCACGGUGGAAGAUCUCUUCUAUAAUGUACCUACACGGCGCCGUGCUUUCAGAUCAGCAUCUGAAGAGUAUAACAAAAUUCUUGACGUUGUUGGGAGAUAUGCCAUUCAUUGCGAUGGGGUAGCGUUUAGCUGUAAGAAACAUGGGGAGGCUAGCACCACAAUCUCAACGCAGAUAGCUUCUUCUACUGUAGAUCGCAUUCGACAAAUUCACGGUAGUGGAGUAGCAAAUGAGCUAAUCGAGUUCAAAUCUGCUGAUCCGCGGUGGGGUUUUACUGCUCAAGGUUGGACAACUAAUGCAAAUUACCAUGUCAAGAAGACAACGUUACUUUUAUUCAUCAACCAUCGUUCUGUUGAGUCGAUAGCCAUCCGAAAAGCUGUCGAACAGACGUAUUCUGCAUUCCUCCCUAAAGGUGGUCAUCCUUUCACAUACCUCAAUCUUGAGAUCGAGCCACAACGGUUAGAUGUCAAUGUUCACCCCACCAAACGAGAGGUCAACUUCCUCAAUGAAGAAGAGAUUAUCGAGAAGAUAUGCGCCGACGUCCGAAUAAAGCUCGCAGAUGUAGAUAAAAGUCGAAACUUCAUGACGCAAACCCUUCUUCCCGGAGCUCAAGCACCAUUAGUAGCAGACAUGCUUGAUCCUGGCGCAUCUGUCGCGGCGGGAAAAGCCCGAACCACGACCAGACCCUACGAAAAUAACCUCGUACGAACAGAUUCUAAACUUCGCAAAAUCACCACUAUGCUUCCGCCCACCAUGAAGGCGGUAGCUGCUGCUAGAGACGACACACCUAUUCCCUCUGGAGGCACUACAGUUACCCCCUCCCAAGAUGUAGAAUAUACAUACACCGACCGCGAGCCCAUCAUUUGCCGCUUAAUGACCAUCAAAGAGCUUCGCGCCUCUGUCCGCGACUCCAUGCAUAAUACGCUAACCGAAAUAUUUGCUAGUCAUACUUUCGUCGGUAUCGUUGAUGAGCGGCGCCGUCUUGCUGCCAUUCAAUCCGGUGUAAAACUUUUCCUCGUCGACUAUGCCGCUAUCUCCUCUGCCUUCUUCUACCAAGUCGGCCUCACCGACUUCGGAAACUUCGGUCAAAUCCGCUUCGAUCCCCCUUUAUCCCUCACUUCCCUCCUAACCAUCGCAGCCACUCACGAAAAAGAGACUGCUCCUCUGAAUGUCGCUCCCGAAGAUGAUUUCGAAAUAGAAGAAGUAGUAGAAAUCGUCUCGGAACAACUCAUCUCCCGUCGCGAAAUGUUACAGGAAUAUUUCUCCUUCUCAAUCACCGCCGAUGGACUCCUCGAAGGAAUCCCCCUCCUCCUCAAAAACUACACACCAGCUCUCUCCAAACUCCCCCAAUUUCUCCUCCGUCUAGGUCCGCACGUAAACUGGACCAACGAAAAAGAAUGUUUUUCCUCCUUCCUACAAGAAUUAGCUAAAUUCUAUGUCCCGGAACAAUUACCUCCAUCUCCUGGUCCGGAGAAUCCUCAACACGAGGAAGAAGAACAAAACGAAACAUCAGGAGAACCUUUCAUCGCCCCGGAAAUUAAACAGAGGAGAGAGGCGGUGAGAAAAAUGGUGGAAGAUGUUUUGUUUCCUGCUUUUCGGACGAGGUUGAUUGCGACGAGAGAUUUGAUGGGUGGUGCGGUGCUCGAGGUUGCGAAUUUGAAGGGCUUGUAUAGGGUUUUUGAACGGUGUUAGGUUAAGUUGGGUUUAUGAGGGAUGGAGGGAUGGGAUGGAUGGAUGGGAAGAUGUGAAUGAGAGUGGAUAUGAGAAUGUGUUGAUUAUUAUAGGUGGAGCUCGCUUUGCUAUAUUAUAUUAUAUUGUAUUCUCAAGGGAUGAAUGAUGUGGAUGGGAAGAAAUAGGUGUAUAGUAUGUAUAUAAGUCUUACAUUUCUCAUCGCAUCGCAUCACAUCACAUCGCAUUACAUGAGCUAGUAGACCAGCUAGACUAUU
Molecule: messenger RNA, 2821 nt
Organism: Sclerotinia trifoliorum
Lineage: Eukaryota; Fungi; Ascomycota; Leotiomycetes; Helotiales; Sclerotiniaceae
Source: the annotation of a GenBank genome assembly